AUUUUUAAUAAUAAUGACUAUAAAUUUAAAAAAAGAAGAUUUUUAUAUGUUAGAAUGGGCAUUACUCAAAGGAGAAAAUAUAAACAUAAAUAUCGGGAUAGAAAGGUUAAUUCAGCUAGUUAUAGAUGGUGAUUUUAAGACAGUAUUUUUGUCAUCAGAAAUACAGAGGAUUUUUAAGAAAAGUUACAAAGAUGUUAAUAUUAUACAAGAACCCGGACCACAUAAGCUAAAAAAAUACAUUGAAGAUAGAAUUUCAGAUAACCCUCCUACUCUGGAGGGGGAAUUACAUCUUCUUUUGCUUGCAAUUUCAUCUAUUCAUGUAUUUAUACAGAUCCAUUUUACAGGACCUAAACCAGUAUUUGAUUCAUAUAUUUUACUGCCAGAUGAGUGGAAAAUGGGAUAUUCAGAGUUGCAAUUGAAUAAAGAUGCGUUGAAAUGUCUAGAAAUCGGUAGUGCUUAUCCUUAUCAUCUUAUGCAAUAUUCAAUUUUUUUAUUAAUAUCAAAAAUUAUACUUUCAAAGACAUUUAAAUACAGCAAAACAUGUUUUUGGUGGAAAGCAAGAGUGGAUUUUAUGCAUCAACGUAUUCUGGAUGAGAAGGUAGCAAUACUUCAUGAUUGUAUUUUUGAAAACAUGGAAAAAAUGAAAAUAGAAUGUAAAAAACAUGAAUCUCAUGUUUAUGCAUGUUAUUUACUUGAGCUUGAACUGUGUUUAUCAUAUUAUGGGCAGAAUUCUAAAGCACUUGAUACUAUUAAAGAUGCUUCAAAAAAAACUGGGUUAAAAUGGGUUUUAACAGGAAUUCUAGGACGUAGAACUAAAUUUCAAACAUUUGAUACAAGUCAACUUGUAUUAAUUGCUAAGGGAAAUGAAGAGGUUGAGGAAAUACAAAAAGGAAAUCAGAAAAUACCUAAAACACUUGAUUUAAAUGAUGAUACGCUUCUUGAAACAAUAUCUUUUAAAUCUGGGAAAAUUGUUUCUUCUGAAUAUCACCAAGACUCAUGUAUUCCAAGGUCUUUAGAAGAUAUUGAUCCUAAUGAUCCACCUUCUCUUAAUCCUUUGGAUUCAUGUAUUUUAUUGGCAUUAACUCUCUUGAUUAAAAAUACGAAUCCUAAUGAUGGAUUAACAAUGGAAGAAAUGGCAUCAUAUAUUGACAGGGUGUUAAAACAUCCUAGGAAUUGGACUGUGCACAGUAUGGCACUUUUUAUUCGCUCUGAAUUAGAGAUUACUAAAGGAAGAACUAUGGAACGAAGUAUAUUACAAUUACAAGUUCUAGUUGAUCAAUUGCUAGAUGAUAUAGAUUGUUCAGAAGAUAUGCCAAAAAAUACAUCAUUCUUGCGAAAACCUCAUUCAUAUGAAGAAUCUGCAUCUACAAAACAAAGACUAAUGUAUGUAUGGCAACUUUUACUUCUUCCUCGCUGGGCUAUAGAAGAGGAAUUGGCUAAUAGAUACAUGUCUAUUGGAAUAAUUAGAUCAGCAUUAGAGAUUUUUGAAAGAUUGCAAAUGUGGGAAAAAAUUGCAAUAUGUUGGAAUGCAUUAGAUAAAAAAGAUAAAGCAAUUGAUGUUCUUGUUUCACAACUUGCAAUAGAACCUAAGAAUCCUAAAAUAUUGACAUUGCUUGGUGAUAUAGAGCAAAAUCCGGAUCAUUGGAUAAAAGCAUGGAAUGUUUCUGGCAACAGAUAUGCUAAAGCUCAGAAAUCUCUUGGGAUGUUUUAUUAUUCAAGACAAGAAUUUGAAAAAAGUGCAGAAGCACUUAAGCUAUCAUUAGAUAUAAAUUCUUUAAAUUAUUCUGCAUGGUUUACAUAUGGAUGUUGUCACUUAAAAUUAAGUAAUUGGCAGAUAGCUUCAGAAGCUUUUACUCGUUGUGUCAGUUUAGAUCCAUCUGAUGGUGAAAGUUGGAACAAUUUGUCCCUGUCAUUUCUUAAAUAUGAUCCACCAAGAAAGCAAGAUGCAUGGAAUGCAUUGAAGCAAGCACUUAGUAGUUGUUAUGAAUCAUGGAGAAUUUGGGAAAAUUAUUUAACAUUAUCUUUAGAUAUGCUUGAAUGGAAUGAAGUGAUAAGGUCUAUGCGUAGAUGUAUAGAAUUAAGAGGGGAAAAGCUUGGUGAAAAUGUUAUUGAUAUAAAAAUUUUGGAAAUACUUGUUCAUGAAGUAACUAAAAAUGAAUAUACUGGAGAUGAAAAGGGAUUUAUAAAGAAUUCUAUUGAGUUAAUAACUAAUAUAAUACCUCCUUUAAUAACAUCAAAACCAGAACUAUGGAGUCUUGUUGCUAAAAUUAAUAUUUGGAGAAAAAAUCCUUCUGAUGCUUUAGAAGCUUAUAUAAAGUCAUAUAAUAUUUGGACGUCUAAAGCAAAUAUAAAUACUAAUAGAGAUGUAUGGAUAGGAACUGUAAAGUCUGCAAUGGAAUUGGUUGAUGCAUAUGAAACUUUUGGUUCAAUGAAGGAUCAUAUGGGUAAUUUAAUUAUGCCUGAUUGGAAAUUUAAGGCAAAAAGCAUUCUUAGGACAUUAAAAGGGAAAGGUCAAAUGUCUUGGAGUGAAUCAGAAGAGUUUAAUAGGAUUACAGAGUCUUUAGAAAAAUUAAAUAAAUAAACUAUUUGUAAAAAGAAAUAAUAUAAAAACAUCUACAGAUA
This is a messenger RNA of Pneumocystis carinii B80, 2622 nucleotides long. RefSeq lists its product as hypothetical. The record is from RefSeq and is a predicted model, not a curated record. The coding region runs from base 14 to 2581 and encodes 855 amino acids. NCBI's taxonomy places the organism in Eukaryota, Fungi, Ascomycota, Pneumocystomycetes, Pneumocystales, Pneumocystaceae. The transcript has a single exon. Gene Ontology annotation, molecular function: protein binding.